CCUUUCUCGGUCGCAUUUGUUCAAUUGACUUUCGAAUACUCCAAAAUGUCCUACGACCGCGAAGAACGCGAUAUCCCUCUCCGUCUCGCCGACCUUCAACUCCACAACCCCAACCCCUCCUCCUCGGACCCCCAAGAUGACAUCUCCCCCCGCGACGCCCACCUCCAAGCCGAACUCGCCGGCGUCAGAGCCCUCAACAACACCAUCAAAACCGUCCUCUCCUCCCUCCAAUCAACCGAGUCCAACAUGACCCACGUCGCACAUACCGUCCACUCCACAAACCGUCUCCUCGACUUGUGGAUCCGCGUACUCUCGCAAGCAGACCACACGCAAAGAUUACUCCUCGAUUCGCGAUGGCAGGGCGCCAGUGCAGAUUUGGAGAGAGCGGAGGCGGAGACGCUGUAUGCGCAACAACACCGUGAACGGGAACAAGCUGCGCAAAUCGCUGCCGAGCGCGCGAGAGCCGAAGCAGAAGUCCGUGAACGGGAAGCGAGACAACGGGCGGAGGAGGAACGUGUCGCACGAGCCGCGGCAGCUAAUUCGGCACCCACGUCGUCCGCUGGAACUGGAACUCGUGGUGGAAGGACGAUUCGUGGGACGACGAAGCCUGUUGUGCGGAGUUCGGGGUAUGGACGUAUCACGCCCUCGGAGACGAGUACGACAAGUUCGACAUCGAGUGGUAUCCGCCGUGGGGUUGGUAGAGGUUCGAGCAUGAUUGGCAGUACGAGGGAUGCUGCGACAGGAACGGGUACGGCGAGUACGAGGGGCGGAACGGGGACUGUGAGUCGGGUUCGGGGAACGAGUACGUCUACGUUGAGGAAGCCUAUGGGAAGCACGCGGUGAUGACGGUAGGGGAUGAGUUGUAAUGAUCCUAGUAUGUAGUGUUGGUCUUUUUCACAUUCGGUAGAGGUAUACCCGGCGUUUUCUCCAUCGGAAUUUGACUUUGUGCUUG
Saitoella complicata NRRL Y-17804 is the source of this 952-nucleotide messenger RNA. RefSeq lists its product as uncharacterized. The coding region runs from base 46 to 843 and encodes 265 amino acids. Gene Ontology annotation, cellular component: DASH complex; mitotic spindle. The transcript has a single exon. NCBI's taxonomy places the organism in Eukaryota, Fungi, Ascomycota, Saitoellomycetes, Saitoellales, Saitoellaceae. The record is from RefSeq and is a predicted model, not a curated record. Gene Ontology annotation, biological process: mitotic cell cycle.